GGACGUUGAGAGAGUGUCUUUCUGAGGACUCCUAUUUUCCCCAUGAAGUAGCAGACAUAACCAUGUGUGGUGGCUAAUUUUAUGUGUCAAGUUGAUUAGGCUUUGGUGCUUGAUGGCUUGGUCAAAUUCUAGUGAAGACAUUGAUGUGAAGAUAUUUUGUAGAUGUGAUCAACAUAAUCAGUAGACAUGGACUUGAAAGGGCGGGCCUACGCCGGCCGACUCCAUCUUGUUCUGUGUCCUUCACCUUGACCACACCUCCUCCCCUUGAGUAACCCCUCCCCCCCACCUGCCUAACAGGACUCGGACCUUUCCCCAGCCAAUCGGCUGAGGCCAUAGCCAUUACCUCACCAACUGCCCCUAGGCCCCAAUAAAACCUUUGUCCUUUUGAAACUCGCUCUCUCUCCCUGGUAUCUCACCGCUGCGUUGGUGCAGGUAGGGGAUUGAGCUCGAGCUAGCUCGAAUAAAGGCUCUUUUGCUUUUGCAUCGGACUCGGCUCCCUGGUGGUCUUUGGGGAUCACGAAUUCUGGGCAUAAUAAUAUAUGGUUCUUUUUCCUUUCAUUUGAAAAUGUCACAAAUGGCUGAUUUCUGAAACAGUCCCCAGCAAUCAUAACGUUGCCUAACUUGGAUCAUCUACACUCAUCCAACUGAAGUUCGAGUCACUGCAAGAAGCUUCUAUUUUCUUCCAACCACGUCAAGAAGUUUUCUCCUGGCUCUUCUAACACGUAUGAAAACGAGUGUGAAUGUCAGCUGCUCCUAAAAGAAAUGCUGGAACGGCUUAACAAGGAAGCUGAUGAAGCCUUACUGCAUAACCUGCGCCUUCAGAUCGAAGCCCAGUUUCUGCAGGACGAUAUCAGUGCAGCAAAGGACAGGUACAAAAAGAAUCUUCUGGAAAUUCAGACCUAUGUCACCAUCCUGCAGCAGAUUGUCCAGACCACCCCUCAAGCAUCUGCCAUUACAAGUGGGAUGAGGGAGGAGAAGCUCCUGACGGAACGAGAAGCCGCUGUCCUGCAGAGCCAGCUGGAGGAGGGCCGGGAGGUAGUGUCCCUUCUGCAGGCACAGAGAGCCGAGCUGCAGGCCCAGACAGCGGCCCUGGAACAGGCUAUUAAAGAUGCCCACGAGUGUUACGAUGACGAGAUUCAGCUCUAUAACGAGCAGAUCGAAAGCCUGCGGAAGGAGAUUGAGGAGACUGAGAGGAGCCUGGAGAGGUCUUCCUAUGACUGCCGGCAGCUGGUGGUCGCCCAGCAGACCCUGAAGAACGAGCUGGAGCGGUACCACCGGAUCAUUGAGAACGAAGGCAACAGGCUGAGCUCUGCCUUCAUUGAAACUCCUGUCACCCUGUUCACCCCAAGCCAUGGAACCUUUCUCAGCUCUCGGCUUGGUGGGAAAGAUCUCACUAGGGCUGUGCAGGAUAUAACAACAGCAAAACCAAGACAGAAAGGUCUCCCCAAGAACAUUCCAAGGAAAAAGGAGAUUAUAGCUAAAGACAAAGCUGAUGAGAGUCUGGAAGACAUACCACUGAAAGGUCCAGAAGACACAAAGCUGGUGCAGGUGGUACCCAAAGAAGAAGGUGAGUCUAAGCUUGAAUCAGGAGCCGAAGAAGCCAGUCUCCCAACCCCAGAAGGGGCUCCAGAAGACGUGCCAGAUGGAGGGCAGAUAAGCAAAGCCUUUGGGAAACUGUUCAAGAAGGUCAAAGACAAAGUGAAAAGCCCCAAAGAACCCGAGCCUCCGGCUGACCUCUACACCAAAGGGCGGUACGUGCUGGUUUCUGGGGAUGCCAGUUAUGUGGACCCUGGGUUCUGUUCCUUCUCCAUCCCAGCCAAAGGCGGAGUGGUUAUUUCCAUUGAGGAUGACUCUGUACAUCGCGACAGCGCUGUGGAGCCUUCUCCUGAGCCGCCCGGGCCCCCUGUGGAGAAUGGACAGGGGGACCUUCAGGAGAAGGAAGGCGGAAAGGCACCUAACCAGCAUACUGCCGACAAGGAGAAUGAGAUUAGUGCCGAAGAACCGAAAGGGCCUGGGGAGAAACAUGAUGACCAGAAGGAAGAGAAGGAAGAGGAGGAGGAGGAGGAGGAGGAGUCCAAGGGGCCCUGUCCCGUGAUCACACCUGGUCCAGAGGGACCAUCUACACCCCAGUCGCAAAGGCCUGGGGUCGGUCAGGGUGGAUCUGGGGGGCACACGGCUAGGAGCAGUGAUGCACAGGAGAGAAGUCCGCCCAGGACUUUGGCAUAUGAGAAGGUGGAAGUGAUGGAAUCCAUUGAGAAGUUUUCCACGGAGAGCAUCCAGACGUAUGAAGAAACGGCUGUCAUCGUGGAGACCAUGAUUGGGAAGACGAAGGCAAACAAGAAGAAAUCGGGAGAGAAGAGCUCUUAAGAUGCCCGGGGUCAGUGGGAAACAAUGUCUUUGGGGCCACUGUAGGGGAAGUGCCUUGAUAUUUUAGAACAGAUGACAAAAGAGUGAAGGUUCCUUGUUUGGAUUAGACCAUAGUUGGCCCUUCUGACGUUGCCAAUGAAGCCUUAAUUAAAAAGUUUUCUUUG
Panthera uncia (snow leopard) is the source of this 2531-nucleotide messenger RNA. RefSeq names its product beaded filament structural protein 1 (gene BFSP1). Gene Ontology annotation, cellular component: intermediate filament; cytoplasm. Gene Ontology annotation, molecular function: structural constituent of eye lens. The transcript has 9 exons. Gene Ontology annotation, biological process: lens fiber cell development. The record is from RefSeq and is a predicted model, not a curated record. Lineage: Eukaryota; Metazoa; Chordata; Mammalia; Carnivora; Felidae. The coding region runs from base 763 to 2367 and encodes 534 amino acids.